Peronospora matthiolae is the source of this 1026-nucleotide messenger RNA. The record is from the annotation of a GenBank genome assembly. NCBI's taxonomy places the organism in Eukaryota, Oomycota, Peronosporomycetes, Peronosporales, Peronosporaceae.
AUGAAUAUGUUGGAUGAUGAAGAUGACCAAAGCUUUCACGCUACGCGUGACGGCUACUCCCAUUUGAGCAAUGUCGAAUGGGAUGCGGUUGAACGAAUGGGUUCGACCGUAAGCAUCUAUGCUGUUAGCGUCAUGCUAGAGGCUCUCAAUAGAGAUGCCCAACAUGCUACUAUCGCCAAGUUCAUUCAAAAUGAACUUGACGCAGAACGCGAGAAAUUUGAACUGUUGAGACAGCAGCAGGCUGCUGCUGGUGGGUCGAUGCACUCGCGUCGACCCGAGACUUUGAAGAUUGACAUCUCCAAGGCGCGUCGCAUCGACGACGGGGAUAUGCAAGUUGCAUUUGCCCAGUCAAAUCUGGCAGGACGUGCCAAGACUUGGGCACUGGGGCUCAAGUUGCACGACCCAUAUGCGUUUGGGUCGUUGGAAGUCUUCAAGUCGCGGCUCAGACAAACGUUUGAACCGCCUAGAGCUGAGUUCAGGGCUCGAACCGAACUCUUGAAGCUCAAGCGGGGUAAGCGUGAUGUGCACGCUUACGCUCAACAUAUACGACAUCUCACGAGUUGUAUAAGUUCCAAUCCGGUGGAUGAACACACGUUGGUUUUGGUGUUCAUGCAGGGUCUUGCGGAUGGUCCCGUCAAGACUCACCUGUUCAGGCUUGAACUAGAUUCACUAGAACAAGCCAUUUCCAUUGCGGAGCAGGAAGACUUCAGUCUGAGACAGGCUCGCGCCAGCUCGACAUCAUAUCGUCAACCGAGACGAUAUGACAACGGAGGUCCAGAGCCGAUGGAACUCUGUUAUGUAGAGAGCGAGAAGGCUCGCUCUACAGGCUACAAGAAGUUGCAGAAAUGCAACAGAUGUCAAAAGACAGGACACUACGCUUACGAGUGUAGUGCCCCUCGUCCAGUGUCUCGCGACACUGGGCGUAGUGACCGUCCACCCAUGAGAAAGGGGCAGGGACGAGGGUCCGCUGUUGGUGCAAAGACGCAACAACGGGAUGGACCGUCAAAAAACGGACAGGAUCAGUAG